ACUGGCCUCCGGGGCCCAGCAGACCUCAGAAACUGUACGUGGCUGUGGAGUGAGUAGGGCAGGGGAAGGAAUGGGAGCUGUGUUUGUGAGCACUUGUGUGUAUGUAGGAGGCCACUGUGCUGCUGUGUGCGUUCUUAGUAACGGCCAGUAUGCACUGAGAGGUAUGUGUAAGUUAGGGCUGUGGAAGGCUUAAGUGUAGGUGUUACGGAGCAAAGCGAGUUUGACUAAGGGAGGGGCCACCCACGUCCCUUCGUUCUGUGAUAUAAUGUAACUGUAGGUGCUCGGAUAGUAAUUUCUACCCUCCCCUCAAGGGGUUACAUGGGCAAGAGAUGGCCCCGGGUAGGCUCUGAAAACCUGAACACAAGCCAGCCUGUUGACCCAGAGGGUCUGUGGCUCGGGGACUUUAAAGCCUGGACUUUUCUGCAGCACGCAGAACACCUGCCUCUCCCUUCUCCUCCCUUCCUCUUCCCUUCCCCUCCCCUUGCUAUCUCUGUGUGUGUGUGUGUGUGUGUGUGUGUGUGUGUGUGUGUGUGUGUGCACCCAUGCGUCUGACUAGCUCCUCUAUCUCCUACUGCUUCAGACUGCCCAGACAGUGCCUCUUUCUAAUCUCUCCCUAGUCUGGAGACAGGCUGAUAUAGUAAGGGGAGGCCUGGCCUUGCCUUCCUCCCUCUUCACAUCUGUCACUCCAGGAAGCCCUUUGCUCCCACACCACCACCCACUCUUCUACAGCCCAGCCUUUCAUACCUGCUUAUACCUUUAAUCAUGGGCUCUUCAGAGGAAUACAGAAAGAGUCUCCCUAUGAAUACCUAGAGACUUCCUUGCUACUGUGGGCCAUUGGUCCACUAGGGAGUACGGAUCUGCAGAAAUGACAGGGAUUUGGGGAGAGGAGGGCUUCUGAUAUCAAAAGCUACCCCCCCCCCGGAGGGGGGGGGGACUCCCAGAUAACAGCUGGCAGCCAGCAGCAGGUGUGGAGCCCAGGGAGGACCUUUGGACUACACAUUUCCUUACCUUGUCCCUGCUUAGAGAAGUAGGGAACAUAGAUAAUUCCCAGUUUACAAAGCUUUGAUUUAAGGUAGAAGAAAAAGUUAUAAUGACAUUUGAAGACUUACAAUGAUUUAAAAAAAACUUUUCUAAUAUAUAAAGGCAAUACACACUGAGUAGAAACUGUAUUUAGGGUUUUGAGUUUUGCCCUUUACCAGGCCAGUAAUGCAGGAUGACUGUCUUGUGAUGCUGGCAUGGGGCAGGCACUGGAACCCUUUCCAGCCACAAAGUCGCAGAGUGAACGUUGAUGCCCUCCCCACAGUAGAUUGGGUUGUCAAGAUAGGGUGCUUAGCAUAUAGAUCAUGGAUAUUAAGUGCAUUUUCGAGCUGCAGUAUUUUCAGCUCAUGAGGCUUUUUUAAGGAUAUAAAAAAGUCCAUUGUAGGCCUCUGUCUGAGCAAAAGAGGGCCAUUCUCUUCAGAAGGAACACUACUCUGGAAGAGGCUGCCUAGAGGGUGGUACUGUCUGGAGGGCUGGUGCCUGUACCACCUCGGCUAAGAGGGUCUGCCUAAGGUCUAGCUGGCUGGCUGCAUCAGGUGGAACCAGCCCAGAGCCUGGGCACUGACUGUCAUCACUUGUCAGAGAUAUUGCUCUUGGAAAGAGACGAAAGAGUAGGUGACCUUCCUCCCUCGUGUGCCUAUGAAUUGUCCAGAUUUGGCUGUGUUCUCAGGUGUGGGUGUGAAUGUGGUCCUGGGGUUGUGAUCUUGGGCAGGAGACAACAGACACUCACCAUCCAUACAUACAAAUGAAAAAGCAGGGGCUCCUGAAAUGGAUUAAGCAUUAUGUGAAGUUCCUCGGGGCUGCACAGUUGCUCCAGGCAUCUUUUAAAAUGUCACUCAGUGGUGUCACUCCUUUACCAAUACCCCACUGUGACUUUUUAUGACAUCUAAGCAACCCCAUGUUCCUUGGGUGGCCUGUGCAGGGUCUGAGAUCUCCUGGUACCCAUGGCAUCCUUGAUACCACAUUUGGCUAUCUCUGACCAUCUUUACAUCUGAGAAAUUUGGGUCUUCAUAUUUUUCUCAGUCCAUAACCCCCUGUCUUGGUCCUGUGUAGAUCUCAGGUUAAAACCAGAUUCUUUGAGAGAGGGCCCUAACUAGACUGCAGAGGACCCCCCAGUUCCUCUCUGCACCACUGCUCUGGGUCAGUGGCUUUGCAUAUGAGGCACUGUUACUUACCUUCAUUAUUUCUCUAUGUGUCAUAUGUCUGUCUCUACUUAAGUAUAAACUCUUCUUAUAUGGGCCUGCUCUUGGUGGUACCUAAGACAGUUCUGUGGGUGUAGGAGGCUGUGGUACAAAUUGGCUUUUUGUUUCUGCUCUGUGCCCAACCUUUUUGUUUGUUUGUUGAGACAGGGUUCUCUCUAUGGCUCUGGCUGUCCUGGGACUCACUCUAUAAACCAUGCUGGGUUUUUUUUUUUUUUAAAGAUUUAUUUAUUUAUUAUAUGUAAGUACACUGUAGCUGUCUUCAGACACUCCAGAAGAGGGCAUCAGAUUUCGUUACGGAUGGUUGUGAGCCACCAUGUGGUUGCUGGGAUUUGAACUCAGGACCUUUGGAAGAGCAGUCAGCGUUCUUAACCACUGAGCUAUCUCGCCAGCCCCCAUGCUGGUUUUUUUUUUUUUAAACUCAGAUAUCCUCCUGCCUCUGCCUCCAAGUGCUGGGAUUAAAGGUGCCACUCAUUACCUCUGGGGCCCUUGUAUUUUUGAAGCCUAGGGGAAUUGCGCUAGGACAGGAGUUGUCCUAGACCUGCUCCUUUGAGAAGUAGGUAAGGUAGGUAUUGCUCAUGGCUCUCCUGAUGCCUUGUGGGACUACUCUGUAGGUGACUUCACUUCGGGGUUCUAGCCAGCAACCUUAGAAUCAGUUAUGAGAGCUGGUCACCAGGUGCAAGAUCAGUUCCUCUGAAACCACUGUUUAAAGUGAGAGCAAGAGGAAGUGAUGCACAGGAUUAUAAACACAUAUAGGUUGGCCCUACCAGCUGUCCCAGGGAAGCUCUGGCGAACUCCUGGCCUGUUGUACUCCCAGGUCCUUGCAGAAGACAUGGCUGUCAUGUGUGGUGUUGCUAACCUAUGCAGAGCUGCUGUGUGCAUUAGAAACACCCUCUCCAUCUGCAUAUGGCCCUGCACCUUAGUAUACCAAGCAGAGAGAGGGCUGGAUGUUCCAUCCUGGAUAGUGUGUGUGUGUGUGUGUGUGUGUGUGUGUGUGUGUGUGUGUGUGUUCGUGCACGUGCCUGCCCCAUGUGUAUUUGUGCUGGCCUCUGUCCUUGGAGCAGGACACAAAGAAGAGUAAGAAGAGCAUGUGUAUGAACGAGGCAGAAGCUGCACACAUGUCCUUUAGACCAAGAUCAGCUGCUUCCACCUCAGCAACAAACCUAACAGCCACUCUUCUCUGCCACUUUGAGUCGCCUUCCCAGAUGGAGCUGCUGUGUUUUCACCCUCAGUCACACAGCAGAAAACCUGUGUCCUGGAGGCUCAAAACGGAUGGGUAAUUCAGAACUCAGGUCCGGGUAUAUGAGACUCUAACACUGUAGUCUUAAUUUAGCAGUUUAUGUCCCUCUUCUUCACACUGAGGUUUUGUUUUUUUCAAUUAAAAGUAUAUUGUACUCACCAGUUUUAAAAGGUUAAACAUCCACAGCGUAUAUGAGAGCCAGAUGUGGUGCACACCUCUAACUACAGCACUUGAGAGAAAGAUGGAAAUGGGAGGAUUAAGAGUUCAAGACUAGCCAGGUGGUGGUGGCACACACCUUUAAUCCCAGCACUUGGGAGGCAGAGGCAGGCGGAUUUCUGAGUUCGAAAUGAAGUGAGUUCCAGAACAGCCAGGCUACACAGAGAAACCUUGUCUCGAAAAACCAAAAAAAAAAAAAAAAGGGAAAAAAAAGAGUUCAAGGCUAUCCUCAGAGUGAGCUAGAGGCUAACCUGUGCUAUAUGAGACCUGCCUCAAAUAUACACAGGCAGAUAGAUGGACAGACAGAUGAACACACACACUCUACACAUCUUACAUACAAGUUUCAAGUAGAUAUAGUGACUCAUACCUGUAGUCCUAGCACUCCAGAGGCUGGAGCAGGGGGAUUGUGAGUUUGAGGACACCCUAGACGACACAAUAAGAUCUUGCCUUCACUUAAAAAAAAAUCUAAAAGACAUAUCCCCCCCAAAUGAAAAAUGUCUCUUCCAUUCUAAACUCUGCUCCCCUUUCAAGACAACCACCUUCAUUUAUUUCUGCAUCCUUCAAAUCAAUUAUUUAUAUGCAUAUAUAUGUAUGUAUGUAUGUAUGUAUGCACGUAAACUUUCACUAAGUGAAUCUGGAGAUGCACAAAACACUCUACCUGGUUCUAGGAAUUUAAUAUUAGACUUUAGGGAUCACUUGAUGGUAGAACACGUAGAUUUAGAUUCUCUUUCAGCUGCAUAAUGUUUCUCAAGCUCUUUCAUUAUAGCAUUUAGACACGUCUGUGUGGCUAGAUAUUUACAUUUUUUCCACUUUUUGCUGAUAUACAAAGAGCCAGGAGCACAGUGCUGUGACAAGUACCUAUAGUUCCAGCCACAGAAAGAGUGAAGAAAAGGGGUGGUUAUGCUUAGGAAUUUGAUGCCAGCAUGGGCAGUAUGGUGAGACCUGUCUACAAAAACAAUGAUAAAAUAUACAUAGAGGUGCUCUAUUAAGGACCUUGAUAGACAGGUCUCUGUGCAAACACAAGGCUUCUCUGCAGAGUAAAUUCCUGGCAGUGGAUUCCGGGGAACAAGGAUGUUGAUAAAUGUUGCCCAAUCUUUACCCACAAGGCUGACUUGGUUUUCAGUUCCACUUACGGGGCCCCAUUUCCCUUAUUUUCAUCCAUCAUGUAUACUGUAGAUGUCUGUGAAGAUCAGUGAAAAAAACGGUGCCCUAGCCACACUGGGGUUUGGAGUUUUCACCCCUGUGCUGGGGCUGUAACUCAGGCCCUGGCAUCUGCUAGACGAGGAUUCUACCCAGGCUGGGAUUUUUUUUUUUAAAGGUCAGAAAUGGACUCUUUUUAUUUAUUUAUUUAUUUAUUUAUUUAUUUAUUUAUUUAUUUAUUUAUUUAUUUAUUAUAUGUAAGUACACUGUAGCUGUCUUCAGACACUCCAGAAGAGAGCAUCAGAUUUCGUUACAGAUGGUUGUGAGCCACCAUGUGGUUGCUGGGAUUUGAACUCAGGACCUUUGGAAGAGUAGUCGGUUUCCUUAACCACUGAGCCAUCUCACCAGCCCCCAGGCUGGGAUUUUUACAUGUAGGUGAGCAUCUUCUCAUAUGUGGCGUUUAUAUUCUUCACAGUAAGCUGUAUGUUCAUGCCAUUGUUCUACUUUGAUUUUUUUUCCCCCUUGAGGUAUGGUCUCAUUUAGCUCAGGCUAGCCUCAAGAUCACUAUGGAGCCAAGAAUCAGUUGCCUUGGACUUCUGAUCUGAGAUGACAGACAUGAACCAUCACACCUGGCUUAUACAGUGCUGAGGGUUGAACCUGGGUCUUGUAUGUGCCAGGCAAACAUUCUUCCCACCAACCCACGUCUCCAGCCCAUCAACUUAAAAACAUAAGAGACUAGCGUUAACCAACCAAAUCACGAAGUUAGUAAACGUGAGCAUUUCCCCAUGUUCUGUCAGACUUCCUUUUCCCUUUAAGAGAGAAAAGGUGAAGGGUUGAGUGGUGUCUUCCUUACCUAGCAUAGAGGAGGACCCAAGAUUGAUCCACAAUGCUACCCAAAAGGAAAGAAAUGUAAAGGUGAUGCAAAAGUGGGAGACCCCGGGGGUGCAAGUCUGUCCUUGGCUACAAGAGCUCCCAUCUAAGAUGGAGGAGGAAGAAGAAAGCGGGUGGGGAGAGGUUGCCAGGCAAACUGCUCAUUAGGUGUAAUCUCAGCACAGAGAGGGGGGAAGAAAGACUGAGAGGUAAGAAGGCAAGGGAAAGAGGCACAGUGCAUGUAUAAAACUAAAGGAUUGCGUCUAUAGUCAAUUCUAUUCUUAUAUGUCCAGAAUUCAAUUGUCACUCAAACUUGGGUAUACUCUGUUUACUCUUAUAUCAUACACACAUAAUUCACACACACACACAGACAUACACACACACUACAAACAAUAUUGCUUUCUGAUCAAUACUUUAUCAGCUUGUAACACGUAAAAGUUACAUUUAUAGUUUUAGGUUUAUCUGAAUCGAUCCACAUGGAUGAAUUAAUCAAUUUAAGUACUGCUCAAUUAUGUGAACAGAGCACAGUUUACUUAGCCAGCGCCCUGUCUGGUUCCUGCUUCUCUGCUCUGCUCUUCUGUUGCUCUUGGAUGGGGUGUCUGUAUGAAAGGGAGGCUUACUCUGGGGUACACCCAGGAAUGGAAUUGCCAGGCUUUGGGGUGUGUAUGACUUCCUUUCUCUCUCUUUUUUUUUAAAUACAUUUUUCUGUUUGUGUAGCCUAAGAUGGCCUUGAACUCUUGCCUUCUAUCUCAGCUAAGUGCUAGAAUUAUAGGCUAGGAUUAUAAGCAUGUACCGUCAAACCCGACUCUCUGAUUUAUUAUGGGAAAAUACAUAGUCAUAACAUUUCAUAACAUUAUAUUUUCCAUCUUAAUCAUUUAAAAUUUGAAAGUGUGUGUGCGUGUGUGUGUGUGUUUGUGUAUGUGUUCAGGUGGAGUCCAGAGGACAGCCUGCAGUGUCAUCUUCAGGAACACUACCUCUUUUUUUUUUUUUUUGAGAUAGGAUCUGCUGUCAUUGGCCUGGAGCUCACCAAUUAGGCUUGUCUGGGUGUGUACUACCAUGCUCACAAAAUAAAUAUAUAUAUAUUUUUAGGUUUAUACAAAUUGACCCAGGGAUCUUUACAUGGAUUUUGGGGAAUCAACUCAGGUCCUUGUGUUUCAGGGAAAGUACUUGAUGGAUUGAGCCAUCUCCCUAACUCCUUUCAUAGCCAAUCAUAAGUGCAUAGUUCAAGGGCAUUAGGUACGUUGAUAGCGUGCAGCCGUCUCCACCAUCACUCUGAAGAACUCUUUGUUUUGUAAAGUAGAAUCGGCGAACCCCCUGGACAACCCAUUUUGCUGCUCCCAUCUUAUCCUCUCAACCACUACUCUACUUUCUGUUCCUAUGACUACUGAAAACUUCCUUGCUAUAUAAGUAGAGUCAGAUAGUGUGUGUCUUUGUGACCACAUCCUUCCAUUCAGCAUAUUGUCCUCAGUGUUCAUCCAUUAUGUACAGACGGUCAGAAUUUUCUUGUGUGGCUGAGCAGUAUUCCAUGAAACUUGGGUACCAAAUGCUCCUGAUCAGGUUAUUCUUUCUUAGACACUUGGAUUGCCUCUAUGUCUUGGAUUUUGUGACUGACCAAUGCUGUAGUACAUAAAUUUCUUGGGCGUCACGGUUUCACUUCCAUUGGGCACAUACCCGGAAGUAGAAUUGUUGGAUCUUAUUGUACCCUUUGUUUUUCGUUGGCUUAGUGGGCCCCCCCUUCCCCAGUUUGUGGGAUUGUUGAUAUUUGUAGAUCACAUGAAUUGUGUGUGACUCAUUUGAAGCCUGACUCUUGAGCCCUGUACACCACUGUGAGGCAGGCAGUGGCUUUGGAGCGUCUCUUCUGGACAGACAGCUGCCCAGCAAAGAAGCUUUGCUCAGUAGCCUCAGGUGCUGCUUGGCAACAGUGAAACAACUUCCUCAGACUGCCUCCUUCCUGCCCACCCUGCCAUGCUGUACCUCACCAGUGUGCCGGAGAGUCUGGGCCAGCAGGUGGCCCGAGGCAGCCGGGAUGACACUUCUCCCCAGGAACCCUGCUAUCUGCUGAGAAACAUGACCAGCAAAUCUCACUGGAAGCUCCUGGCCCUGGCUCUGGUCCUUGUUGUUGUCAUGGUGUGGUAUUCCAUCUCCCGAGAAGAUAGGUACAUUGAGUUCUUUUAUUUUCCCAUCUCAGAGAAGAAAGAGCCAUGCUUCCAGGGUGAGGCAGAGAGACAGGCCUCUAAGAUUUUUGGCAACCGUUCUAGGGAACAGCCCAUCUUUCUGCAGCUUAAGGAUUAUUUUUGGGUAAAGACGCCAUCCACCUAUGAGCUGCCCUUUGGGACUAAAGGAAGUGAAGACCUUCUUCUCCGGGUGCUGGCCAUCACUAGCUAUUCUAUACCUGAGAGCAUAAAGAGCCUCGAGUGUCGUCGCUGUGUUGUGGUGGGAAAUGGGCACCGGUUGCGGAACAGCUCGCUGGGCGGUGUCAUCAACAAGUACGACGUGGUCAUCAGAUUGAACAAUGCUCCUGUGGCUGGCUACGAGGGAGAUGUGGGCUCCAAGACCACCAUACGUCUCUUCUAUCCUGAGUCGGCCCACUUUGACCCUAAAAUAGAAAACAACCCAGACACGCUCUUGGUCCUGGUAGCUUUCAAGGCGAUGGACUUCCACUGGAUUGAGACCAUCUUGAGUGAUAAGAAGCGGGUGCGAAAAGGCUUCUGGAAACAGCCUCCCCUCAUCUGGGAUGUCAACCCCAAACAGGUCCGGAUUCUAAACCCCUUCUUUAUGGAGAUUGCAGCAGACAAGCUCCUGAGCCUGCCCAUACAACAGCCUCGAAAGAUCAAGCAGAAGCCAACCACGGGUCUGCUAGCCAUCACCUUGGCUCUACACCUCUGCGACUUAGUGCACAUUGCUGGCUUUGGCUAUCCAGAUGCCUCCAACAAGAAGCAGACCAUCCACUACUAUGAACAGAUCACACUUAAGUCUAUGGCGGGAUCAGGCCAUAAUGUCUCCCAAGAGGCUAUCGCCAUCAAGCGGAUGCUAGAGAUGGGAGCUGUCAAGAACCUCACAUACUUCUGACUUGGAUGGGAGCUGUAACACCUUGGUUCCCUACUUUGCCAUCUGAGUAGGCCCUGUCUACAGCUUAGAGGUUCCUGGUGCCAGUACAAUCCAAUUGAACUCACCCUCAAUGGAGAGGGUGUUCUGGGGCUGUCCAGGUCUCCAGAGAGGCUAUGCCCCUGCCUACUUUGGUGGAUUUCAAAUCCAGACAGGGUAGUCACACCGAGGCUACAGGAGCCUGGCUAAAGGGGGGGGGGGGGGUGCUGUUACUGUGGCAUCCCCUCUCUCAGCCAGCACAAAGAGCUGUUUUGUUUUGUUUUGUUUUGUUUCGUUUUGUUUUGUCUUGUAUUGUUGGUGGUGGUUGGUUGGGUUUUGUUUGUUUGUUUGUUUUUGUUUGCUUUGUUUUGUUCUUGAGACAGGGUCUGACUGUGAAACCCUGGCUAAUCUGGAACUCACUAUGUAGACCAGACUGGUCUUGAACUCACAGAGAUCCAACUGCCUUUGCCUCCCAAGUGUUGGGAUGAAAGGCAUGUACUACGCCUGGCCCCAACACCAAGAGAUUAUUUAACAUUCUAUUUAAUUAAGGGGUAGGAAAAUGAAUGGGCUGGUCCCAGGAUGUUCAUGAAAGGGACACAAUACAGUGUUCUGCCCACUUUUUAAUAAAAUUUACAUGUGAUUGGCCUGUUAAGGCCCAAUUCUAGAGCUGGCCUCCCAGAAAGAUGGAGGCAUCAAGAGUGGGAGGGUGUCCUCCAGAGAGAGGUUGCUACUUCCCAGCAGGCAUGGGGGGAGCAUUGACAAGGGGGUUCCACCUAGAAGGGGCCUCACCUUGAAAAGAGGUUGUAAAAGACCAUUAAAAUAUUUUUUUUUCUAAAAUGGAA
Mus musculus (house mouse) is the source of this 9629-nucleotide messenger RNA. It is a transcript of the gene St3gal4, whose product is annotated as ST3 beta-galactoside alpha-2,3-sialyltransferase 4. The record is from RefSeq and is a predicted model, not a curated record. Gene Ontology annotation, cellular component: Golgi cisterna membrane. Gene Ontology annotation, biological process: cognition; oligosaccharide biosynthetic process; protein N-linked glycosylation. The transcript has 11 exons. NCBI's taxonomy places the organism in Eukaryota, Metazoa, Chordata, Mammalia, Rodentia, Muridae. The coding region runs from base 7669 to 8772 and encodes 367 amino acids. Gene Ontology annotation, molecular function: beta-galactoside (CMP) alpha-2,3-sialyltransferase activity; N-acetyllactosaminide alpha-2,3-sialyltransferase activity; sialyltransferase activity.